AUGGCUGUGGUGAAAGAAUGCAUCCGAGCGCUUGAGGAUUCGCCACUUACUAACGCGGGAAUCGGAUCGCAAGUGAAUCGGGACUGUAAAGUAGAAUGUGAUGCGUCAAUCGUAGACGGAUACACGCAAAACGGAGCUUCGGUUUGCGCCGUGCCCGAUGCAUCGAACGCUAUCGACAUCGCGCACUUGCUCACCAUCAGAGGCGGGCCAGCUUGUCUGGCGGGUGAGGGAGCUCUCCGGUGGUUCAUCGGCAACGGGGGCGAGAACGCUCGGAGGGAUCUCAUCACAGAGAGUCAAAGGAAGAUGUUCGCAAAACGCUCGGCAUUGCUCGGAGGGCGAAAUACAAAGUCUCCUGACCCGGAUGAAGAAGUUGCUUUCGACACUGUCGGUGCUGUCGUUUUGCUGGGAGGGAUGAUCAGCGCCGGAGUUUCUAGCGGAGGAACUUUCCUCAAGUACCCGGGACGGGUCGGUCAGGCUGGAGUCUACGGUGCGGGAUGCUGGGCGAACCAUAGCGUCGGGAUCUCGACAUCAGGCACCGGGGAGCAUCUCAUACGAACCCUGUUAGCGAGUCGCUGCGUGGACGCAUUGGGGAUACCGUCGACGACGUAUGAUGAUACUCGAAACUCUACGCCACCAGUGAUGCGUCUUCAAACGUUUCUGGAGAGGAAUUUCGUCUCGAGCCCGCUCGUUUCCGGGGAAGCGAAUCCCUACGGAGCUGCCGCUGGAAUAAUCGGUAUCGUUUACGAUGAAGCUUCACAGAGCUGCGACUUCGUAUGGGCGCACACAAGUGCUAAUUUUAUGCUCGCGUAUUCGAGCGGGAAAAGCGAUAGAGUUCACGUGAAGAUCUGCUCGCAGCCGGAAAUUGAAGACAUCGAGAAGGUGAAGGUUUACGCGAGCGGGAAGACCGUCCGACUCCGGCGAGGAGGGAACACGCCGAAAGAGCCUAAUGAAUGUGCCGAGAACUGA
This is a messenger RNA of Galendromus occidentalis (western predatory mite), 966 nucleotides long. It is a transcript of the gene Tasp1, whose product is annotated as Taspase 1. Bases 1 to 966 code for a protein of 321 amino acids. The record is from RefSeq and is a predicted model, not a curated record. The transcript is spliced from 5 exons. Gene Ontology annotation, cellular component: cytoplasm. Gene Ontology annotation, biological process: protein maturation. Lineage: Eukaryota; Metazoa; Arthropoda; Arachnida; Mesostigmata; Phytoseiidae. Gene Ontology annotation, molecular function: threonine-type endopeptidase activity.